Molecule: messenger RNA, 681 nt
Organism: Paramecium sonneborni
Lineage: Eukaryota; Ciliophora; Oligohymenophorea; Peniculida; Parameciidae
Source: the annotation of a GenBank genome assembly
AUGUCAAGUUUAAAUAUCAAAUUAAGUAUCAAUUAGUGUCCUAUUUGUUUAAAAUUAUUUAUGAUUCGUUCGAGUGACUUAGCUCUAACUAAUAUUUAAAUUGCAACUAUUUGUCAGCAAUCAAAUAAUCUUUCUUACAAAUAUUAACUUAGAAUACUUUUGAGAAAAAAGGAUUUAACAGAUUUCUAACAUGGAGCAUCAGAUUAUUCCUUAAUUCUCUAUCCAUUUGAGAAUUAAAAUUCAUUUUCAAUUCAGAUACCUACUUCUGAAGAUUCUUCCAAAACUCUAAUUUUAAUAGAAGUACAUGAUAAUGGAGGAUCAAUUAUUGAACUUUUUGAAAAAGUUAUUUCAUAACCAGCUAAUAUAACAUGUACUUAAAUGUAAUUUGAAAAAAUUAAUUUAUAAAGCAAAAUUAAAUUACCAUUUUAAGCAUUUAAUAAAAAAUGUGAUUAAUUACAUAAUAGAAUUUUUAUUUAUUUUCUUUAUUCAUUGAGUUUGCCAGAUCUGAAUGAUUACAUCCUUAAAUUUUAGGCAAUAAAAUAAUAGAAAUACUUUUAAUCUAAACAGCAUCCAGUAAGCCUUAAACUCGUUUAUUAAAUGAAGAAUUUCAAAAAAUCUGCUAUGAUUUAAAUACGACCCAUUUAUUUAUUAUCGCAAUGUUAGUUUAACAAAAAAGAUUGA